GUGAGGGAGGGAACGAAAAGACAGAAAUCGAGGUGACACCAGCAUGCCUGAAGCGAAGAAGCCGGAGCCCAAGAAAGAGGAGGCAGCGCCCCCUGCUGAGCCUGUACCUGGGGAGGAGCAUCAGGUGUCAGAAGAAACCGGCCUCUUUGUGGAGAAGCCCCAGAGCACCACGGCAACAAGAGGGAAAGACAUCACGUUUGUGGCCAAAGUGGAUUCGGCGAGUAUGCUGAGGAAACCAGUGACGAAAUGGAUGAAGGGAAAAUGGCUAGACCUGAGCAGCAAAGCAGGCAAACACUUGCAGUUCAAAGAGUCCUAUGACAGGAACACCAAGAUUUACAUAUAUGAGAUGACCAUUCUGAAAGUGGUGGACGGCGAUGCAGGUGGCUACAGGUGUGAGGUCUCAACCAAGGACAAGUGUGAUAGCUGCACAUUCAACAUCACAGUGGAAGCUGCUGAACAGGCACAGCAAACAAACAUUCUGGAAGCUUUCAAACGAUCAGGAGAUGCAGGUGAGGACGCUGGGGAUCUGGACUUCAGUGGGCUCCUCAAGAAGAGGGAGCGGAAGCAGAAGGAGGUGCCCCAGGAGGACGUGGACGUGUGGGAAAUCCUGAAGAAGGCUAAGCCGUGUGACUAUGAGAAGAUCGCCUUUCAGUACGGCAUCACCGACCUGCGAGGCAUGCUGAAGAGACUCAAGAAGAUGAGGUCGGAGCCAAAAAAGAGUGAUGCUUUCGUGAGGAAGUUGGAUCCCGCCUACUCAGUGGAGAAGGGCAAGAAGAUCCAAAUGAGCGUGGAGGUCGCCGACCCUGAUGCCCCGAUCAAGUGGCUAAAGAACGGGCAAGAGAUCAAACCCUCUGCAAAGUAUGUCUUCGAGAGUAUAGGGAACGUGCGCAAACUCACCAUCAACAAGUGCACCCUUUCUGAUGAUGCUGCGUAUGAGUGUGUGAUUGGAGAGGAAAAGUGUUUCACUGAGGUGUUUGUUCAAGAGCCUCCGGUGACCAUCACUAAGAUGCUGGAUGACAUGCACACGCUGGUGGGAGAGAAGGUGGAGUUUGAGGUGGAGGUGUCUGAGGAAGGAGCCGGUGUCAAAUGGAUGAAGGAUGGCGUAGAGCUGAGUAGGGAUGGGAAGUAUCGCUUUAAGAAAGACGGGAAGAAGCACUGGCUCAUCAUCAGUGAGGCUACGAAGGAGGAUAUUGGAAUGUACCACGUCGUUACAAAUGGGGGGGAGUCGAAGGCCGAGCUGGAAGUGGAAGAUAAGGAACUGAAGAUUCUUCAGAGCAUAGCAGAUCUGACAGUGAGGUCGACAGAGCAGGCCGUCUUUAAGUGUGAGGUGUCUGACAAAGUUACCGGCAAAUGGUACAAGGAUGGGGUGGAGGUCGUGGCCAGCAAUCACAUCAAAAUGACACAUGUCGGCAGGAUUCACAAACUGGUGAUUGACGACGUGAAGGCAGAGGAUGCAGGAGACUACACCUUCGUCCCUGACGGCCACGCCCUCAGCCUUUCAGCCAAGCUUAACUUCAUAGAAAUCAAAAUCGAAUAUAUUCCUCGGCAGGAACCUCCCAAGAUCCACCUAGACACCACUGGCAGCAUGACCAACAAAAACACCAUUAUCGUGGUUGCUGGAAACAAGCUGCGUCUGGAUGUGGAGAUCACGGGAGAACCCGCGCCUACUGUCUGCUGGAAGAGAGGAGAGAAUGAGAUCUCCAGCAUGGAGGGUCGUGUACGGGUGGAGAGCAGAAAGGACCUCAGCAGCUUCGUGAUUGAAGGAGCAGAGAGAGGAGAUGAAGGUGCCUAUUCCAUCACUGUCACCAACCCAGCAGGAGAGGACAACGCUGAGCUGAACAUCAAGAUUGUUGAUGUACCCGACCCACCAGAGAACGUUCGUUGCACUGGAGUUGGAGAGGACACGGCCACUGUUCUGUGGGACCCGCCCAAAUUUGACGGCGGGGUUCCAGUGAAAGGUUACUUGAUGGAGAGAAAGAAGAAGGACUCAUCCAGGUGGACGAAGCUGAACUUUGACGUCUAUGAGAUGACGACGUAUGAGGCAAAGAAGAUGAUCGAGGGCAUGAUGUACGAGAUGCGUGUGUUCGCGGUCAAUGGCAUCGGCAUCUCCCAGCCCAGUGGCGUCUCCAAACCCUUCAUGCCCAUUGCGCCGACCAGUGAACCAACCAGGCUGAUCGUGGAUGACAUCACCGAUGGCACCUGCGCCCUGAAGUGGCGCCCUCCAGAGCGGAUCGGCGCGGGGGGCGUGGAUGGUUAUAUCAUCGAGUACUGCCUUGAAGGAGGGACUGAGUGGGUACAGGCCAACGAGGACCCCAUAGAGAACACCAUCUUUCGGGUUCGUGGCCUGCAGCUGGGGGAGAAGUACAUGUUCCGGGUGAAAGCUGUUAACAUAGCUGGGUGUAGCGCCCCAGCGGAGAUUAACCAAGGAGUCACCAUCAGGGAGAUCACUGAGAACCCCAGGAUUCGUCUUCCUCGUCAGCUGAGGACUAAGUUUAUCCGCAGAGUGGGCGAGAAGGUCAACCUCGUCAUUCCCUUCCAGGGCAAGCCCCGCCCCGUGGUGACGUGGUUCAAGGAUGGCGCGCCACUGGACAUGAAGCUGGUUAAUGUGCGCACCACGGAGGUGGACACCAUUUUGUUCAUCAGAGAGUCGACCCGGGGGCACUCAGGAUGCUACACCCUCUCCGUCCAGAUCGAGAACAUGGAGGACAAGGCCGCUAUUGAGAUCCAGAUCGUGGAGAAGCCUGGUCCCCCCAUAGCUGUCAUGGUGACUGAUGUUUGGGGUUUUAAUGCUGCCCUGGAGUGGAAGCCUCCUAAAGACAAUGGCAACAGCGAAAUCACUGGAUACACCAUCCAGAAGGCCGACAUGAAGACAAAGGAAUGGUUCACGGUGUAUGAGCACAACCGCAGGCCCAGGUGCACUGUGUCCGACCUGGUGAUGGGGAAUGAGUACUCGUUCCGUGUAUUCAGUGAGAACAUCUGUGGCCUAAGUGAGGAUGCAGGACUCAGCAAAAAUACGGCUGUCAUCGCCAAGACAGGUCUACGCUCGAAGCGCCAGGCAUUUAAGGAGAGAGAUAUGAACAGCUGCCCCAAGUUCACGGCACCCCUAAUGGACAGAUGUGUCAUUGCAGGCUACAACACUGCCCUCAGCUGUGCUGUCCGUGGCUUGCCAAAACCCAAAAUCAUCUGGAUGAAGAAUAAGACAAUAAUCAGCAGCAACCCCAAGUACAUUAUGCAGAACAACCAGGGGGUCCUGACUCUGAACAUCCGCAAGCCGAGCCUGUUUGACGGCGGGAAGUACACCUGCAAGGCCGUCAACGAGCUCGGAGAGGACGAGGUCGAGUGCAAGCUGGAGGUCAGAGUCUUUUCUGAUAAAGGGGAAGGGAAGAAAUGAGACAGAGGAAAACGGAUGGAAAAA
Messenger RNA from Electrophorus electricus (electric eel), 3415 nucleotides. It is a transcript of the gene mybpc2a, whose product is annotated as myosin binding protein Ca. Gene Ontology annotation, molecular function: protein binding. NCBI's taxonomy places the organism in Eukaryota, Metazoa, Chordata, Actinopteri, Gymnotiformes, Gymnotidae. The record is from RefSeq and is a predicted model, not a curated record. Gene Ontology annotation, cellular component: M band. Gene Ontology annotation, biological process: sarcomere organization.